AUGACGACCCGCCUGAGACUCGUUUCGGGCGUCGUUUUGGCGAUUGCCAUCCUUUGGGUCGGUCCGCGUAGAGGCUCAGAUCCGAUAGCAUCGGAAAGCGCCGUACCAACGGGGAGCGAUCCCGCCCUGAGAGAAGAUGUCGCCUUGUUAGACCGAGCCAUUUCCCGCCCUGUUCAAGUCCCAGAGGCGAAAGAAGUCGUGCUACUCGUUCAUGGCACCGGCAUGACCCCAGAGAUCAAUUGGGACCAUACUCUACUGCCACCUCUCGUGCAAGAAGGAUUUCAGCCUUAUUAUCUCGCAGUUCCAAAAAGACUCUUUCUCGACAUCCAGCAUAACGCAGAGUAUGUCAGCUACGCCAUCAACAAGAUCGCAAGUGAGCAUGACGCUCGCAUCUCCAUCAUCUCCUGGUCCGCUGGCUCGUUGACCACCCAGUGGACUUUGACCUUCUUCCCUGAGACUCGUGCCAAUGUCAAGCGCCAUAUCUCGCUGGGCGGAUCGCUUCGUGGUUCCUGGAUGAUGGCCCCCCUCUACUACUUGAGAAUGUACUCCGCCGCCGUGGUCCAGCAGCUUCCUUGGUCCAACUUCCUCGCAACGCUCGCCAAGUUCGGCGGCACGAGAGCCCACGUCCCUACUACCAGCAUCGGAAGCAGCACAGAUCCAUUCGUGCAGCCUGGAUUUUACGGCGAGGGCUGGCUCGGCCGCAACGACGCCUGGAGGCUGGAUGGGCCGCUUGCCCAAAACAUUGACUUGUUCAAAGUGUGUGCUUCCAAGAGACUCUCAGAGUGGAAGCUGCCGCGCCCGAUUCUCCAUGAUACACUGCUGUGGGACCCGGCGAGCCACAAGAUCAUCUUUGAUGCUCUCAGGAACGAGAAGACGUUCGUCGGCUCGGCUGAUGUGUUGGAGAGCUUGGACUGCGACGGUGGUAUUGCUCCGCAUCUGGGGUUGGAAUCGAAAGAGGCUCAUGGGGACAUCUUGCCUGAGCUUUUUAAAUAUGCGCCCACCCAGCCGCCUACUGGCUGGCCAGAGGUUCCGCUUCGUGAGUAUGCGCAGUAG
This is a messenger RNA of Clonostachys byssicola, 1053 nucleotides long. The record is from the annotation of a GenBank genome assembly. NCBI's taxonomy places the organism in Eukaryota, Fungi, Ascomycota, Sordariomycetes, Hypocreales, Bionectriaceae.